CGCCACGCGUUUGCUUUGGGGUGUGGGGUCCACGCCCCCAUAUCUUCUCUUCUGAAAUUGAGUCCCAAGUUCCAAGUUCCAACCAUUAUUUAUUUACUUUCUCUCCCUAUUCUCUCUUCCUAUAAGUAAGCAAAUCUUUUUACCGGAAAUGGUAUGCACUAGUCAUAUCAUAUACUUCUGAAAGACUUUUCAGAAGAAAUCAAAGGAUCCAAUUUCAGUUCCAGCCAUGGCUCCCAGCAAACUCAAUUCCAAUGAUGAUGCAAGUGUUUCAUCCUCACAACCUGAGAGUGGUUUUUUCAAUUCAAUUUCGCUUCUGAACUCAGAAAAGGCAGUACAGGAACUUAUUCAGCAGAAUCCAGUUAUGGGAUCUGAUGAUCACCUUAGAGAAUUCUCUGAAGCUUUGAGAACUGUUGCAAAGGCCUUGAGACGAUCUGCUGAAGGAAAAGCUGCUGCUCAAGCUGAGGCUGCUGAAUGGAAGCGUAAAUUCGAGUUAGAGAGUAAACGUAAUUUGAAUUUGGAGUGUAAAGGCUUGUCACUCAGAGAGCCGCAUAGUGAUGGUAAGAAGACAGAGACCAUUGCUUGCCAAUCUACUGAUCGAAUUGAACAGUGCUGUGGAAAUAAUGGAAUAUGCUCUCAUGAGGUUCUUCGAGAUGGAGCAACUAAUUCUGAUUUCAAGAUGGUUAACGAUAAAUAUACAAGAAAGGCAUCAUUUAAACUCUCAUGGUGUUGCAAAGGUGAACAGAGUGACCAACACCAGCAUGACAUUGUCUCGUUUGAGAAAGGAAAUAUAACAACCGCAGAGCGCAGCAGUAAACAAAUUUCUUUGAAGUGGGAAUCUGACCCACAGACUGUUCUUAUAUUGACAAAACCAAAUUCAACUUCUGUGAAACUUAUGUGUUCAGAAAUGGUCAGAUGGUUAAAGCAUAGAAGGAUGAACAUUUAUGUGGAACCACGUGUGCAAACUGAACUUCUAACAGAGUCAACUGACUUCAACUAUGUCCAUAGUUGGAAAGAUGACAGCGAAAUCACCCUCCUUCACAAAAAAGUUGAUCUCGUUGUAACUCUAGGUGGAGAUGGAACUGUCCUCUGGGCGGCAUCCAUGUUCAAAGGACCAGUUCCUCCAGUUGUCCCAUUUUCUUUAGGGUCUCUGGGCUUCAUGACUCGUUUCUACAGUGAAAGCUACAAAGAAACCCUUGAUGCAAUUUUAAAGGGACCCAUUAACAUAACAUUGCGACACCGUUUGAUAUGCCAUGUUAUCAGAGAUGCUGCUAAAACUGAGUAUGAAACUGAAGAACCAAUACUUGUUCUGAACGAGGUUACAAUUGACCGCGGAAUAUCAUCCUACCUCACUUAUCUAGAGUGCUACUGUGAUAAUUCCUUUCUCACAUCUGUCCAAGGUGAUGGCUUGAUUCUUUCCACAACAUCUGGUAGCACUGCAUAUUCACUGGCUGCUGGAGGAUCAAUGGUUCAUCCCCAGGUUCCUGGAAUACUGUUUACGCCAAUUUGUCCUCAUUCACUAUCAUUUCGACCACUGAUAAUGCCGGAGCAUGUAACAAUACGUGUGCAAGUGCCAUUCAACAGCAGAAGCCAUGCGUGGGCAUCGUUCGAUGGCAAGGGCAGGAAAGAGUUGGGACCAGGGGAUGCACUUGUGAUUAGUAUGGCCCCAUGGCCUGUUCCCACAGCAUGUCUAAUUGACUCAACUACUGACUUCUUCCGCAGCAUACAUGAAGGCCUCCAUUGGAAUCUCAGGAAAGCACAGUCUUUCGAUGGCCCUCGAGAUACAUAACUAAUCCCUUACCUCUUUCUUCUUUCUUCUUUCUUCUCAUGAGUCUUACUUCUCAGUUUCAAGUUUCAUCUGCGAGGAUAAGAAAUAAAAAACAGAGAAAGAGGAUCUAAUUAGUAAUUUGACGACUGUCACGUUUUCAUCAUGGAACACUUUAGUAUAUGUUAGAACUUAGUCGAGUGUAUUGCAAUGUAUUCAUGUAAAAGCCACCAGUUUGUAUGAGAAAUUUGUGAACAGAACAUUUUCAUAUACUAUCACUUGUACACUAAAUAGCAAAAAUAGUCUAAUGGCUCAUUUGAAUUUGACUCAUUAUUGU
Molecule: messenger RNA, 2099 nt
Organism: Cannabis sativa
Lineage: Eukaryota; Viridiplantae; Streptophyta; Magnoliopsida; Rosales; Cannabaceae
Product: NAD(H) kinase 1
Exons: 11
Coding region: 227-1786 (519 amino acids)
Biological process (GO): NAD+ metabolic process; NADP+ biosynthetic process
Molecular function (GO): NAD+ kinase activity
Source: RefSeq, a predicted model, not a curated record